AUGGCAGAGGAUGGCUCUACAGGACAGUUUUUGCAGCCGCCUGCAAUUGCUGCUCUCAAGGGCGAAGUUGGGUUUGGCAAUGACAUGACUCGCCAUGCUAUGGAGAGGUCAUUCAGCCAGGACAUACAAGAGGGUACCCAGGAGCUGAAAGAGGCGGCGGAGCAGACACGCAACAUCAUUCUUGACCUCAGCCUCGAUGGCCAUGUACGAUGGGUCAGCCCCUCCUGGACCGACGUGGUCGGCACGGAGCUGGACGCUGUCCGCGGACACAAAAUCUCGGAAUUCGUCAGCGAUAAUCCCGAUGUGUUUGACUCGGCAAUAGAGGCCUUGAAGAGCAAUUACUCCAAAAGCCAAAUAGUCAAGUUUUCUGUGAGGAUCGCCACCUCUUCGGACAUGGCACCCAUGCUUCCGACUGAGGACGGGGAAGAACCUGGAGAAGAUAAUGUCGAAACCGAUGAUGCCGGAAAAGCAACCCUUGAGCUAGAAGGCCAGGGUAUCAUGGUAUACGACCGCACCUCCGGCGGAGAGUCUCAUACCAUGUGGAUGUUGCAGCCAGCUACUAAGCCUAUUCGCAUUGAAAUCGCGCUUCCACAAGCAUUGGUCGAAACGCUUGGGUUUGGCGCCGAGAUACUUGCCAAAUACCUCACUGAGCUUGCAGAGGCGGGUGCUAACGACCCAGAGAACCAUCCUCCGCCGUUGCCAAUCCUCUGUCGAGUCUGUGAGCGUUCCAUAGUGCCGUGGUGGUUCGAAAAGCAUUCGGAUUUGUGUGUGCAGGAGCACAAGGCCGAGAUGGAUGUUCAGAUGAUACAGGAGAACCUUGCGGAACAUCGUCACGCCAUUGUCAAGAUUCUGGAUGCAUUCGAAGCUCGCCAAGGAAGACCUUCUGGUAUCGACACUCCUUCAACUUCUACUCCGGCUAUAGAGUACAAAGGCCUGCCAAUCGGGCCGUCCCCGACCCCAGCAUCUGCCGUGUCCUCGGCUUCAGCAUCUCAUGCCGCCAGCCCUGUGAGAUCCAGAAGCCCAUCCACUGCUGGGCUCGGCCAUGCCCGCGCUCGGUCGUUUGUGGUUCGCAGACCACUUGUUCGUAUCGUGGAGCUCAUCCUUGAUCUUUGUGACACCGCCCUCGAGAUAAAUGUACCGUCGUUUAAAGACAGCAAGAAUGGUUCGGAAGACGACUUCAGUUCACAAUCGCCGCACUCCGAAUCAAAAAUCUCUCAGAUCAAGCAAUGGCAGCCCCCAAUCAGCCUGGAGAAUGAGCCUGGAUUAGCUGCUCUGAGCGCCGACACGGAAAGACUGGCUCGGGCAAAGGUCGACGCCGUGUACCGACAUCAAUACAUCUUGGAAUAUGCGGAACGCAUCCGCCAAGAGUAUAUGGCUGAAGUUGACGAAUGUAUCCGCGAAGCGCUGAUCAAGGCCGAAAGAGCUGCAGCGGGCGAGGCGUUGUCGUCUAGUGAGAGCGAUUUCGACGAAGAGACCGCCACGGAAGAAAACGUUGAAGCCCAAGGAGACACCGACGAAUUCAUUGACGAGUCCACUCCGCAAGCAGUUGAACCUCAGGAUAGCCACAGUGGCUCGUAUGUUGGCCUCAGGUCCAUGGCCUCCGCCCUUAGACAUCCCCGUGACAUACCGAACGUUACAAUGAGGAGUCAGAGGCGGUCGUCCUCCCAAGCAGUCUCUACAGGUUCGAACAGCCCAGUCGAGUGUCCUACACCCAAGUCAUACAAGAGUACUCAUGUGUCUCAACCACAACCAAUUUCCGCCAGGCGACCAAUAUAUGUCGAAGACGCCAAUGACAGCGACAACAGCCUACCUUCAUCCUCGAUAUUGUCCAACCAUUGGCGUGCCGAGUCUCCUCUGUCGACGUCGGAGCAUGGCCGCAAGGGAACUUCCCGUGAUAGGAAAACGAGAAGUUUACACCUUAGUAAUCUCAACUCAGCUUCUCCUCAUCGCCAGCAGUCCCCUGUGAGGUACCCUCCGCCAUCGUCGCCACUCCGCAUGUCGAAGCCGAGGAUUCCGAGUGGAGAACUCGCCCAGUCGCCUAUCGUCUCGCCGUUGUUGACUACAGGAGAGUUUAUGCCUCCCAUGCAUAGUCACCAUGCUCACCGAAGGCAAUCGUCCAUGCACUCGUCCGACAAAGCGCCCUCGUCUCCAAGGCUGAACUCAAUCAACCAUCCCCAACAGCGUGCCCAGCCUCCAUCGAUCAAAGAUUUCGAGGUGAUCAAGCCCAUCAGUAGAGGCGCUUUUGGUAGUGUCUACUUGGCCAAGAAGAAGAUCACGGGUGAAUAUUUUGCCAUCAAGGUUUUAAGGAAAUCCGACAUGGUUGCCAAAAAUCAAGUGACCAACGUCAAGGCUGAACGUGCCAUCAUGAUGUGGCAAGGCGAGAGUGAUUUCGUUGCUAAACUAUACUGGACCUUCUCGAGCAAAGACUACCUCUACUUGGUCAUGGAAUACCUCAAUGGAGGGGAUUGCGCCUCUCUCGUGAAGAUCCUGGGUGGCUUGAGUGAAGAUUGGGCAAAGAAAUACAUCGCCGAAGUCGUUCUCGGUGUUGAGCAUUUGCACAGCCGAGGCAUCGUCCACCGUGACCUUAAGCCGGACAAUCUCUUGAUUGACCACAAGGGCCAUCUCAAGCUGACAGAUUUUGGUCUUUCGCGCAUGGGCUUGAUCGGUCGACAGAAGCGUGCUCUCAAACAACCUGACGAACCUGCACCCGAUUUGUUGAAGCAAGGACCCUUCACGCACACAGGUUCCGCCUCAGGUUCAGGUCCGACGUCAAGGUCUGCGUCCUUCGACUACCAAGGGCCACAUUCACCUGCUCCGACCCCUCUGAUGACACCAGCUCUAGCCGGUGGCCUCGACCAACCAUCCUAUUUCAGCUUGAACAGGGAAAGCUCCUUGAAUCGGGAGCUCUAUUGGAAAAGCCCUGGCGAUCGUAGUGACAGUGGGUCCAGUUAUGAUUUGACACAAUACUUCAAGAAGCUUGAGAUCCAAGAAUCCCCUGACGCUCCAACCCAGGCGACGCCUCGGGGAAGCGUUGUCGAAGAUGAUACACGCAGCCAAGGUAGCGAAUCGCCCGAUCUCUUCCCGCUGUCACAAUCCAUGAGCAACAUCUCGCAACCUCCCCCAGCCCCUGCCACUUCUCAGGUGCUGCCACCCUUAUUUGAUCCCGAGGCCACUGAUCGGCGCUUUGUCGGUACUCCCGAUUACUUGGCACCAGAAACCAUCAAUGGUACUGGGCAGGACGAGAUGUGCGAUUGGUGGUCUCUGGGGUGCAUCAUGUUCGAAUUCCUCUACGGAUAUCCGCCUUUUAAUGCGGAGAGCACCGAGAAGGUGUUUGACAACAUUCUCAACAGGAGGAUUGCCUGGCCCGAGGAUGAUGAGGUGGAAGUUAGCCCCGAGGCAAAGGACCUUAUCAAUAAACUACUCCAAUUGGACCCUAGAGAACGGCUUGGAGCCAACCUGGACGAGAAGUAUCCCAGUGGCGGGCGUGAGAUUCAAGCACACCCAUGGUUCGCCGAUAUCAAUUGGGAUACAUUGCUCGAGGAUGAGGCUCAGUUCAUUCCAAACCCCGAGCAUCCCGAAGACACGGAGUACUUUGAUGCCCGUGGAGCCACGCUGUCAUCAUUCCCGGAAGAGCUAGAGGAUCAGCUUUCACCGGCAGUGCCUACUCCAAAUGAAGCCGAUUACGCCAAUCGUCCACAUGAUGCGUUAUUCCGUGUCAAAUCUCAAGCUGGUUCAAGCAAACGGGGUCUGAUGCCGCUGCACAUUCCUCCUCACAUUGUUCGUGACUCGCGCAGUCGAAGAUUGAGUGAGCCGGUUCUCGCUGAUGACUUCGGGAAUUUCACGUUCAAAAACCUGCCUGUGUUGGAGAAAGCCAACAAAGACAUUGUUGAAAAGAUGAGGAGGGAAGCCAUGCAGGCCCAAGCGCGGGGCUACUCGCAUUCUCAGGCCAUUUCUGCCGCCAACAGUCCGGCUGUAGGCUCUCCCGGUCCUUCGGUUGAAGGAAGUCCAAUGAUGCCAAUGCCCGUCAAGCGCGCAUUGUCAAUCAGCAAAGGCCACAGGCCAGGAUCUCCCUCGGGCCUGGCGACCUCGAAUUCCUCGCCGAGCAGACCGUCUCAGCCUUCUUCUCCCUUGCUAGUCCAGUUCUCCACCGCCCAACACCACGAAAGAAGGAAGACUUCCGGCUCGUCGCAAGGAAGCAGUUCGCUUGUGCCCGGGAGUUUCUUCGACAUCCCUCCCGAAUCCAUCAAGCAAGGCCCUUCUACUUCUUCUUCCCCUGGUAAACCUUUCCGAAUGCCUGCACUGUCUCCCGCAAAGGCCAUGACAGCGCCCCAACGGCAGACGAGCUUACAUGGUCGGACCCGUUCUCAAACGGUUGGAUCACAGGAAAGUGACGGUCAAACUCCCCGGGAGGGCUUUAUUCCUGGCCAUCACAAACGCAGAAGUCAGCUGCUGGUACGGGAUAUUUCACCUUCAUCAUCCGAUAACGAGUCAGCUCAUGCCAAGGCACUACUCAAAGUCCAGCGUCGGAGACAGAGCUCAAGGAGGUUGUCACAGAUCAACUUCCUGGACGGUCCAAUGUAUCGACCCUUGGACGUGUUGAUUUGUGAAGACCACCCGGUGUCUCGCAUGGUGAUGGAGAGGCUGUUUGAGAAACUCCGUUGUCGCACAGUGACGGCGAGCAACGGCCCUGAUGCACUUCGGUUAGCAGUCAGUCAGAUCCAGUUUGACAUCAUCUUCAUGGAGUUCAAGCUGCCGCUCAUCAACGGCGUGGAUGUUGCAAGGAUGAUCCGAGAUACGAAGAGCGCCAAUACACAUACACCCAUUGUGUGUAUCACUGGUUAUCUGAAGGACUUGCCCGAGAGUCACAACUUUGACACGCUGAUGCAGAAGCCACCCACGAUGCAGAAGUUGACCGAGAUGCUCUGCAAAUACUGUGCAUGGAAACCGCCGCCAAAGGACAUGAAACUGGCCACGCCGCUCGCUAUUCCCCCCAUCGCCACUCGUUUCGACCCUGUGCGCAGUCAGGACAGCCCGAGCUCGGUUGCAUCUAGUCAGCCUCCAACCAUGCCAGACUCCUCUUACAAGGCGUCCAGCCGUGAAGAUUCAAUCGGUAGUAGCGGAUUCUUCAGCGAUCUGGAGUCCUUCAAGGGCGAUGACAUCCCAGUUAUCGUGUCGCGGGCAGCGACUGACGAGUGGGCAAAAGGAGGUCUAGGUAUUUCGGACGAUAUUGUCGUUGGACAGCCUCCCUACGUUCACACAGGAUAUCCUCACCUGGUCCAUACGGAGUCGGCGCCUCCGAGUGCCUGCACAGACGACCGUGCUGGAUAUGGCCUACGAACUCCGCGCCGGCAAACAUCUUCUGACGCGGUCAAAUUGAAGCGGGAGCACCUGGAGAAGAAUUUGCGGAACUCCACUGGCGCAGCAGAAGAAGGAGACGAUGAGGAUGAAGAGCUUGGCGAUGUACAAGUUCGGGCUCGAUCGCCAGUUGGGAAGAACACCCGUCCCAGUUCGAAACUUGGGACUGAAAUGCUGCGUACCAACAGUCGCGGCAGUGUCAUUUCCAUGAACGACGAGCGUACAGCCGAGCCGGAUAGCCUCCGAAAGUCGUUGGAAAUCCUCGAAGAGCAGAUGGAGAAUCUGAGAAUUCCGGAGGAGCCUUCUUCCGCCACCAGUCUCUCGGCGAUGCAACCACGCAAGUGGACACAGAGGACAUCGUCGCAGCACUCUCAUCCUGGGCCGGACUUGGAGCGCUCACCAAGUCGGGGCCAUAUCACACCCCCGAUCAUCUUCCCACCACAGCCAGGAACCAACGUGGCGGACAUCGAAAUGGACCCAGAGGUGACUCCUGUUCCGAACAAGACUGUCGAUCUCGAAGAGGAGCCCACUCCUAGGCCACAGGGAAGUCCGUCGGGGAGACGGCCAAUGCCCUCCGAUCGUUAA
This is a messenger RNA of Exophiala dermatitidis NIH/UT8656, 5940 nucleotides long. RefSeq names its product protein-serine/threonine kinase. NCBI's taxonomy places the organism in Eukaryota, Fungi, Ascomycota, Eurotiomycetes, Chaetothyriales, Herpotrichiellaceae. Bases 1 to 5940 code for a protein of 1979 amino acids. The record is from RefSeq and is a predicted model, not a curated record. Gene Ontology annotation, biological process: phosphorelay signal transduction system; peptidyl-serine phosphorylation. Gene Ontology annotation, cellular component: nucleus; cytoplasm. Gene Ontology annotation, molecular function: ATP binding; protein serine/threonine kinase activity. The transcript has a single exon.